Molecule: messenger RNA, 3127 nt
Organism: Pomacea canaliculata
Lineage: Eukaryota; Metazoa; Mollusca; Gastropoda; Architaenioglossa; Ampullariidae
Product: zinc finger protein 286A-like
Exons: 8
Coding region: 133-2643 (836 amino acids)
Biological process (GO): regulation of transcription by RNA polymerase II
Cellular component (GO): nucleus
Molecular function (GO): RNA polymerase II transcription regulatory region sequence-specific DNA binding; DNA-binding transcription factor activity, RNA polymerase II-specific
Source: RefSeq, a predicted model, not a curated record
UUUUAAUCGGAGAGAGACGCGAGGAACGGGGAAGGGCCUGGUUCUAGACCCCGUGGGAAGACCAAACAUUUGUGUGCUGUGAGUGUUGAUGCAGACCCAUCACUAACAAUAUAAAACAACAACGCUUUUGACAUGGAAAAUGAUGCGACUUUACGUGUUGGCAAUAUAAUGAGUGACAGUGACGACUUAGCAUCAGACAAUAACACAAGUACUAUUUCAUUGGGUCCAAGCUUUACAAUGACAACACUGGGAAAUUCUACUAUACUUUCUGCUGGUUUGGAAACAGCCAUCAUGCAGUCAGUUCCAACUCAGAAUCUCUCUGUAGUACAAGGUUCCAAUGGUGUGUCUGUAUCAGAUUAUAUCAGGUCUAUGGCUAUCAAUCCUAGCACAGGCGCUCACGAGAUGCAGUGGAGCAGCCUCACCCCCCAGAACACUAUAAUCACCCUCCAUACCCUCCCUUUUGUAGAAGGUGGCCAAGAAAUUGCCAUCACAGACACCAACGUUGGGAAUGUGCUCAACAUCUCUGCAGAGUCUGCCAGUCUAGUGCAGACACUUAUCUCCCCUGCAGUUAAUGUUAAAAAUGAAGAGAAGAGCCAUUCAGGAGAAGAGGUGGAGUUGGGUGGACAACUGGUCAAUUUUGCAUCCACAGCAGCAACACAAUCUGUGGGGCAGACAGUAGCAGCUGCCUGUCUGCAUAUGACCAGCAACAGUCCUUUGACUGCUGUACAGGUUGGGUCGGCAGGUAUUCUGACAGCAGAGUCUGUGGAAGAGGGACAUUCAACCAUCAUCCCUGAUGCUGAGCUCUCUGAUGAAACUCCAAUUUUCACAAGAGUAUGUGCAAAACUAAAUGCUGCCGUGAUGAAUAUUGUGCCAGAGAGCCAGGAUGUUCUUCUUGAGCAGCUGGGAACUGAGGAAAAUGUACAACUAGGUAUUGACGAUCAGCGAUGCUUUACGCUUGAGGCAUCACUCUCCACAGUUGUUCGUGUCCAUAAUCGUCUUAAAGACCUCCUUAAUUUGCCACAGUACACAAGACUCCAGUUUUCUACAGAACAGGUGACAGCUUUAUCAACCUCUCAGCCACAGCAGAAGAAAACAAGUGACAAAAGUACGUCUUGUAGACUUCUGAUUCCAUUUGUCUCAUCAAAAGGAAGACAGAUCAAAGUGCCAGCUAAUUUGCCUGGAGUUCUGAACAGUAGGGAUGCCUUUGCAUCUGAUGAUGAGGCAGAAAAUGACAUUAAAAUGCCUAAACGCAAAAGGAAAGGAAAGCCAAGAAAAAUGGCCAAAAGUAAUGAGGAAGAAGAUAUAUUAAGUUCAAAAACUGAGAAAAAUGAGGUGGGAGAAAGCAGAUUUUUAAAAAAUUCAAAUGAAGAUAUUCACGCUGGUGAAAUUGAGUUUGAAAAUCGCAUGGAUGACAUUAAAGACUCUUCCUCUUCACUUUCAGUUAUUAGGAAGUCUCGACGGAAAAAGCACGAGUCCAAAGCUACACAGCAGCGGCGCAUUUAUGAAGGGAGAAUUCCUUUCAAAUUUUUCUGUAAAACAUGCUCGUUCAAAAGCAAAAGAGAGAGUCACUACCUGAAACAUCUAAAAUGUCAUGACAUGCCAGGAACAGAGUUACAUCAAUGUGAGGAGUGCAGCUUCACUACCAUACGCCUAAGCCACCUGCGACGGCAUGAACUUCUUCACAAGAAAAGCUUAGUGCGAUGUGACUAUUGUGACUAUGUCACUGAUAGCAGACAGCAGUUACAGAAGCAUGCAAAAAUGAAGCAUCCAAAUGGGAAUGCUUCUAGCCCUUCACAGCAACACCAGCUAUACAAAUGUAAUGUGUGUGGACUGACAUCUGGGAGUCAAAAGUAUUUCACACGCCAUGUUCUGAAACAUGCACAGGAAUCUUCAAAUGGACCAGUAGCAGGUCACGAUGCCUUCAAAUGCACCCAGUGUACCAGAACGUUUCAGCAAAGAGUUCAUUAUGAAAGACACUGUCGUGAUGUUCAUGGGCCUGAAGUGCGACCACACCUUUGUGACGUCUGUGGAAAAGCAUUUAAGAGGACAGAUGCACUGCAGCAACAUAAGGUGGUGCACAUGUCACAGGACACACGCACUUACCACUUUCACUGCCCGCAAUGUAACAAAGGGUGUCGCUCACAGGCACACCUGAAGGAACAUCUAACGAAGCAUGCCAGUGAUCGUCCCUUUCUCUGUCAGUACUGUGGAUCUGCUUUUAAAACUCAGUCCGUCCAGCGCAAGCACAUCCUCAGCCUUCACUUAAAGCCAGGAGCCUUCAGCUGUGACAUUUGUGGCAAAAAGUUUAACACUGGCUAUGGGCUGCAGCGCCACAGUCGAACCCAUGAAACGGAUAUAGAGAAGUUUCCUGCAGCCAUUAAUACUGUUUCAAGCGACAACCUUGUGGAUCUUGCCAUGACAGAAACUGAACAGCUUGGGCAGGAUGAUUCUGAUGCUGUGGCUGCAGCAGAUGAUGCAGCGGAAGUACUUCAGACACAGCAGCCAGCUCUGGUGCAGGAUGUGAUGACUGCAGGCAUGGAAGAGGCUUUAGAGCAGGAGGAAGAGUUGCAAGCACAGUAUAUACAGAGCACCGAGACAGCCAGUGCCCUUUUCUACCUCACUGGCAGCCUUCAGUCACUGUGAAAAUUGCAUUUUUAACAAGAUCAAAAUUGUGUUGAAAUAGUGCUCUGAAGACAUGAGCAAUAGAGGUGUUGAACUGUUCUGUCUUCAUGACUUCUUGGACUUGAUGGUGACCAUUUGAGGCAAAUCUCACAUCAUUUCAGGGUGUACUUUAUGUGAUGCAUGGUAACUGACUUUUAUUUUCUUAUCAUUGCAUCUUUGGAUCAAACAGUAUUUAUGCAAUGUGAUGAUGUAUUUAUUUUUGGUUAAAAGCUUGUGUGUGGUUUAGUCAUAAUAGAGGCCGUCUUGUGAUGCCUGUUUCUGGAGACAUUGACACAAUGAAAGGAAAUGACAAAAACAAUGAACUUUUAAAAAACAAGUUCUUAUGAAGCCUGUGUGCUAUAAAAUCCAGAAUCUCUACAUCUAUCCUGCCAAAAAGUAAGCUGCCUUGUGACUGAAAGUAUGCCUAACCUGAGGAAAAAUUACUUAAAUAAAUUAUUUAAUUAUG